AUGGUCACCCCCAUCUCGCUCGAAUACACUCUCGACAGAGCUUCAGACCUCUUUGAAAACAUCUCUGGUGUCCAACAGGACGUCGAUAUCGCAGCCGGCGACGGUCCCAAGCCACGACUGGUAGCUGUUUCCAAAUUAAAGCCGGCUUCUGAUAUCCAAGCUCUCUACGAUGUUGGCUUUCGUCAUUUCGGAGAGAAUUACAUCCAGGAAAUGGUAGACAAGUCGCAAGUACUGCCUUCUGAUAUAAAAUGGCACUUUAUCGGCGCCCUCCAAAGCAACAAAUCCAAGCUGGCUGCCUCUGUCGAGAACCUCUACAUUCUCGAGACAUUAUCCUCCCAUAAAGUGGCCGAUCUUCUCCAGAAAUCCAUCCCCCCUUCUCGCAAGAUGCCCCUCAACGUCUACCUUCAAGUCAAUACCUCUGGCGAAGAUGCCAAGUCUGGUCUGGCCCCCCUCCCUUCUUCCAAUCACGAGACUGUCGACCUCGCAGUCCACGUCAUCACCAAAUGUCCGAGCCUCAAGGUACUUGGCCUCAUGACUAUAGGCUCAUGGGAGGCGAGCCAUGACCCAAGUAAGCCGAACCCGGAUUUCGAGUGCUUGAAAGCGACCAGAAAGGAGCUUGCGAAGAUAUUGGCAGAGAAGGGCGUGGAAGGCGCACCGAGGGAGGAUGAAUUGGAGUUGAGUAUGGGCAUGAGUGCAGAUUUUGCCGUGGCUGUCAAGGAGGGAAGUAGUAGCGUCCGGGUGGGGACGAGGAUCUUUGGGGACAGGCCAAAGAAAAAUUAG
This is a messenger RNA of Cryptococcus wingfieldii CBS 7118, 780 nucleotides long. Its product is annotated as YggS family pyridoxal phosphate enzyme. The transcript is spliced from 4 exons. Gene Ontology annotation, molecular function: pyridoxal phosphate binding. NCBI's taxonomy places the organism in Eukaryota, Fungi, Basidiomycota, Tremellomycetes, Tremellales, Cryptococcaceae. The coding region runs from base 1 to 780 and encodes 259 amino acids. Gene Ontology annotation, cellular component: intracellular anatomical structure. The record is from RefSeq and is a predicted model, not a curated record.